This is a messenger RNA of Striga hermonthica, 333 nucleotides long. The record is from the annotation of a GenBank genome assembly. Lineage: Eukaryota; Viridiplantae; Streptophyta; Magnoliopsida; Lamiales; Orobanchaceae.
GAUUAUAUGUGGAGUUUCGUGGUUUGAUGUCGACCACGUCCUUUUCCCGAUGCAUGUUGAUAUUAAUGGAAUUGGACAUUGGAUUUUGGGGAGACUGUCUUUGGCCGACAUGACGUUGUGGGUUUAUAAUUCCAUCAAGUCUGAUGGCAUUGACAAGAUCGUUCUAGAUAGUGUUCAAGCUUAUGUCGUGAUUAUUCCUAUUUUCUUACGUAUGAUUCACUUUUUCGAGAAGAGGCCUGUUUGUAACACCGACGCGGAUGGGCAUGUAAAUUUUGACGUGAAUUCACCUCUGAAGAUAACAAUUGUUCUCGAUCUGCCACAGCAACAGAACAG